AUGAGUGUGGUCGAUAAAGUAACCGAGCAAUUGGCUCUCAUUGAACUGAAGGACGAUGAUAUUGCAGAGUACAUUACUGGCAUCAUUGAGGAUGAGUCCAUGGAAGAGGACGAGAAAAGAGAGGUUAUAUCCGAAUUCCUGUCAGAAGCAACUGACAAAGAUACCGAGAAUUUGAUCAACCACCUGCUGAAAGACUGGAAACAAGUUCAUGAAAACCAACAAAAGGAAGCAGAAGAGAAAAAGUCCAAACUGAUCCAAGAUGCCAAAGCGCGCGAGGAAGAGAGACGAAUCAAAGCAGAAAAGGAGCAGGAAGAGAAUGUGUCACUUCGCACAGCACAAAAGCUGUUGACCAAAGAGCAAAAAGAGGCUCGAGACAAAUUAAUGCAGCAAUAUGGAUAUGUCGCUGAUGGCAGUGAUGAUGAGAGCAAAAAGGAGGAGCCCACAGAGUUGACACCCAGAGAUAGACGCCGAGGAAAAACAUUGCCUGUUGCAGAUCCAUUACUUGCUGCUAAUCGCAAUGCCGACAUUGUCAAGGAAAAGGAACAAGCACGCCGUGAAGAGUUGAAAAAGGCAGCUGAUAAAGAGAAGGAGCGUAACCGCAUGCUACAGAGCAAGCAAAAGAAGGAUAAGGAACAAGAUAAAGAAAAGAAAAAGACUCAAAAGGGGGAGAGACGAAGAAUGUAG
This is a messenger RNA of Mucor velutinosus, 684 nucleotides long. RefSeq lists its product as uncharacterized. The coding region runs from base 1 to 684 and encodes 227 amino acids. The record is from RefSeq and is a predicted model, not a curated record. NCBI's taxonomy places the organism in Eukaryota, Fungi, Mucoromycota, Mucoromycetes, Mucorales, Mucoraceae. The transcript has 4 exons.